AUGCGUUCCUUCAAGUCCAAAGUGCUGUCAGCCUGCGCCUGGGCGGCACCUGUACUCGCCGGCGUCAUACCUCAACACGAGCGUUACGCUGCUCGCGCCGACGGAAAUCUUUUGCAGCUAGACCUUCAACAGAACUACGCGCAAGCUACCUUCAGUGUCCCCUGCACUGGGUGUCUUGGCCGCGAUCACACGGACCAGGAUGACGAGUCUUUGACCUUGAGCUUCACCAGUCAUGCCCAGGAUCAAGCUUGUGGUUCUUCCAACAUUACCCUAAACGGCCUUCAUCUUCCCCAAGAGUGGAACGGCGACUUCGCAUCUGGUUCCGGUUCCUACCAAGGCGUUACCGACCUCACACAGAAUGAAUGGUUUCUGCAGCACGACUUGGAUCUCGAAUGGCAGACAGCCUGUCUUCGUGAUAACUUGGAAACGGAAGAAGCAGCCCAAGUAGUAACGGUCAACAUCAAGGCCAUCGACGGCAAGCAAGUCACCAAACCUGCCGGAUUUACGAUCUCGUUCAAACCGCAGACAUCACCGCCUUCCCUACUCAGACUUGAGUCUGUCCCCAACCCUUCGGCGAGCAACAAAGACGUAGCUGAAUCCUGGCGCAAACCUCCUCGGUUGUUGCGUCUGGCCUUCCACAACGUCACCGAAACUUCAAAAGCGAAGGGCAGAAUCCCGUCUCUUAAGGACGACAUCCGCGAAUUGAAAGUUCUCCAGAGGGAACUCAAAGAGCUCGAAUCCCUUAUCGCCGAGAAGAAGAAGCAGAUUCAUUCAGUUCUAAGGCAAGAAGCGAAGGAACUAUCGCAUCAAUUGGGUGAAUGUGACGGCGUCUCCUGCAUCGUACAGACUAUCGCCCAUGAAGCAAAGUGUGUUUGGGAAAUCGUAUCCUUCCAUUUCAAACCCGAUCAACGAUUGAAAGAGAUGAACAGCCCCGAGCAAGUGUUCGCGCAGGCACACGGUCAUGCUGCACAGGUGGCACAGAUCUCUGGAAGUCACCUGAAAGCCGUGACUUCAACACCCCAGGUAUACGAGGCUCAAGCAAACGAACUGCCACCUCGUCCACCUAAGCCAUCACCCUACCUUCUCGCCCUCGAGAUCACCCUGGGUGUUCUCUGCUGCGGCUGCCUAGUCGCCGUCAUCCGCCACAAGUGCAGCAGCCUGCGAACAAGGACCGAGCGUGCCGCAGCCCGAGAAGAACGUCUCAACGCCCGCGCCUACCGCCGAGCAGCCCGCCAACACGCAUGGCGCAGCUGGUGGCGUGGUAACUGGGCACGGCGCGACAACCAACGUAUCGCCGACUACGAAGAGAAACGGGCGCUGAUCUCAGAGCAAGAGGGUGUGCUCGAAGACGCGAUGCAAGAAGAGAUCAGGCAGCUAAGGGAUGCUCAUGAUGUCGUCAGCGACCUUGUCCGAGACGCCGAAGAAGGCAGGGCAAUCAACCACACCCCCUGCGAUUGUCAACGUCAACGGCCUCGCGCUCCGUACUCGCCCCUCUCCACAGCAUCGACAUACCCACCAACCUCACUCCCGGAGAUUCCCUCAAGGCCGCUUUCCCGAACAGACAGUCUACCAAGUUACCGUUCAGAGCCCACCGAGCCUCCAAGCUACGAGUCUGAUCUUGAGGCCUCGGAGGUCGUAGCGAAUGGCUUCAGGCAAUACACUACUGCAUCUACUACGUCUGAACGGAGUUCGCAUUGGACGCCCGAUAGUAGUGUUGUUGAUGUGAGCCCCAGGCCGAGCGCAGAGACGCUCAGGUAUCCUGUCAGCAUACUGACGCUUGAUGAAGAGUCGGACGCAGACUGA
Alternaria ethzedia is the source of this 1803-nucleotide messenger RNA. RefSeq lists its product as uncharacterized. The record is from RefSeq and is a predicted model, not a curated record. The transcript has 4 exons. The coding region runs from base 1 to 1803 and encodes 600 amino acids. NCBI's taxonomy places the organism in Eukaryota, Fungi, Ascomycota, Dothideomycetes, Pleosporales, Pleosporaceae.